CGCAAAAGAGUAGAUGAACGAAAGGUCGGUCGGAACCAACGUUUCCAGUCUUGUUUCCGGGGGACCUUGGUAUCAGACCGGAUGUGGCCAGUUAGCGGCUCUGACCGACUUUUAGCACGAAGCUAACGUCAAUCUAAAGUGUCUGGUUGUUGUGAGUCAGAUUUUCAUCGGGAUCUACCGCGGGAGCAACCGAUCGAAAAUGAUCAAAGCGAUUUUAAUCUUCAACAACCACGGGAAGCCUCGGCUGAUCCGCUUCUACCAGUAUUUCGCGGAGGACAUGCAGCAGCAGAUCAUCCGGGAGACCUUUCACUUGGUGUCCAAAAGAGACGACAACGUCUGCAACUUCCUGGAAGGAGGAAGCCUGAUCGGCGGCUCGGACUACAAGCUGAUCUACCGACACUAUGCCACGCUCUACUUCGUCUUCUGUGUGGACUCGUCGGAGAGCGAGCUGGGGAUUCUGGACCUCAUCCAGGUGUUCGUGGAGACGCUGGAUAAGUGCUUCGAGAACGUGUGUGAGCUGGACCUGAUCUUCCACAUGGACAAGGUGCACUACAUCCUGCAGGAGGUGGUGAUGGGCGGCAUGGUGCUGGAGACCAACAUGAACGAGAUCGUGGCUCAGGUGGAGCUGCAGAACCGCAUGGAGAAGUCUGAGGGAGGACUGUCGGCGGCCCCCGCCCGCGCCGUCUCUGCUGUCAAGAACAUGAACCUCCCUGAGAUCCCUCGCAACAUCAACAUCGGAGACAUCAACAUCAAAGUGCCCAGCCUCUCCCCGUUCUGAGGCCCGGCCGGCCCCCGCUGGGCCACAGACUCUUCCUCAUUCCUGCCCGGGACCUGGAUCCUCUCCCCUCCUCCGGGAACAUUUGCACAGUAGCUUGUCAGCCCUGCUGAGUCAUGGAAACGUCUCCAGCCCUCGUGAGCGUGGCGAGCGACGUGUUCAUCUUCAGUGAAGUGUGUUUGUCUUGUGUUUACGUGUCGAUGUGAGUGUCGGGAAUAAAUGUUUUCCCCAGUGA
This is a messenger RNA of Synchiropus splendidus (mandarinfish), 1010 nucleotides long. It is a transcript of the gene ap3s2, whose product is annotated as adaptor related protein complex 3 subunit sigma 2. Gene Ontology annotation, biological process: Golgi to vacuole transport; intracellular protein transport. Gene Ontology annotation, cellular component: AP-3 adaptor complex; membrane coat; intracellular membrane-bounded organelle. The transcript has 6 exons. The record is from RefSeq and is a predicted model, not a curated record. Bases 200 to 778 code for a protein of 192 amino acids. Lineage: Eukaryota; Metazoa; Chordata; Actinopteri; Syngnathiformes; Callionymidae.